AUGACAUUCCCCGUGCUCCCGCUAGUGGAUUCUCCACAGGACGCUGCCACGUUUGCCGUCACGGGCAAAGUGCUCGUGCCUGUUCUGAGCGUUGAGCCGGAAAAACACCUUCUUUCGAAGUUUCCUUCCUCAGUGCAUGUAUCUGUCGAUACGACGUCUUCCAAGAUCUCUGUCGACCAGGUAAUUGCCUUUCUUAAUGUUGGCGUGUCGCAAGUAUUUGUUGAUGCAGCUCAGUUCUGGACAUUUGCUGGCGCUGGAGUUCCUGCUGCGAGAAUGGCCGUGUUCACCAAUUCUACUGCUCCAAAGGAGCUCUUGGAUUCUCUGGCUUCGUUGGUGGUCACUGAGGAGGUACCACAAGAUAAGGUGGCCAGUUUCACCAAGAACGGCAACCGUGAUGUUUUCUUCAGAGGUGCUGUCACUCAGGAAGAGGCCCAGGCGUUGGUCUCUGUGGGUUACACCGUUGUGCUUCCAACUGGGAAGUUGACUUUGGCUGGUGAACCAUCCGAAGACAAGAUUUCGAUUUCUUCGGUGUUUGUGUCGACAUUGACCACUGAUAGGCCCGAUGGGCUCUAUACAACGCUAGUGACGACCCCAGCUCCCUCGUACACUGCUCUUGGGGUGGUGUACUCGUCGCAAGCGUCUAUCAAAGCAGCCAUUGGCGAGGGUCAGGGCGUCUACCAGUCGAGAAAAAGACCUCAUGAGCUUUGGUAUAAGGGCAAGACGUCUGGAGCAACACAAAAGCUUGUCAAGUUAGAGAAGGACUGCGACAACGAUGUUGUGAAAUUUGUGGUGGAGCCUCGUGCCGGCUACGGUUUCUGCCACUUGGAAUCGAACUACACCUGUUUCCAAGAUGGCGAGCUUAGAGAGUCUGCAGAAUCCAACGGGUCGGGAUUGCCGAAGUUGGAUGUUACUUUGGCUCAGAGAAAGGAGAACGCUCCUGAGGGGCUGUACACCAAGAGAUUGUUCAACGACGAUAAGCUACUCAUCGCCAAGAUGAAGGAGGAGUUAGACGAACUCAUUGAUGCCGGCCAGAAAAACGAUAAAAGUGAAGUUGCUUGGGAAGCUGCUGACUUAUUUUAUUUUGCCUUAACUUGGGCCGUGAAACACGGCGUGAGCUUGGCUGAUAUCGAGAGAAACUUGGACAUCAAGUCGAUGCGUGUCACUAGAAGAAAAGGGGACGCCAAACCGCAAUACAGCGACGAGCCUGCUCAAAAAAAGAAGAAGAUAAAUGACGGCAAAGAAGCUACGCCGUCAAAGUACAAGAUGGAGAUCAUUAGAGCCUCCACAGCGAGCGACGAGGAUGUCAAGAGAGCCUUGACUCGACCAAAUCAAAAAACAUCCGAUAUAAUGAAGUUGGUGCUCCCAAUUGUCGAGAACGUCCAGAAGAAUGGUGACAAAGCCUUAUUGGAGCUCACGGCGAAAUUUGAUGGCGUGGAGUUGAAGGAGCCUGUCCUCAAAGCCCCAUUUCCAGCGGAACUCAUGGAUAUCUCUGAGGACAUGAAGCAGGCAAUUGACUUGUCUAUGCAAAAUAUAGAGAAAUUCCACAGGGCCCAGCUUCCAAAGGAGGAGGUCAUGACCGUCGAAACCUCCCCUGGUGUAUUCUGUUCUCGUUUUGCCAAACCAAUCGAGAAUGUUGGCUUGUACGUACCGGGAGGAACUGCCGUGUUGCCUUCAACCGCCAUGAUGUUGGGAACUCCUGCCAAGGUAGCUGGAUGCAAGAAUAUCAUCCUUGCCUCGCCUCCGCUGCGUGCUACUGGCAAGUUGACACCUGAAGUCGUCUACGUCGCUCACAAAUUGGGUGCUUCUGCCAUUUUAAUGGCUGGCGGUGCUCAGGCAGUCACGGCUUUGGCAUAUGGUACUGAGAGUGUCGUGAAGUGUGACAAGAUCUUGGGUCCUGGUAAUCAGUUCGUUACCGCCGCCAAAAUGCAUGUUCAGAAUGAUACUCAGGCCUUGUGUUCUAUAGAUAUGCCCGCUGGUCCAUCGGAAGUUCUUGUCAUCGCUGACGAGGACGCUGAUGCCGACUUCGUGGCUUCUGACUUGUUGUCACAGGCUGAGCACGGUGUGGACUCUCAAGUCAUUCUCAUAGGUGUGGGCCUCAGUAAAGAGAAGAUUGCUCUGUUCAAAGAAGCUGUUUCGAGACAGGCAGAAGCGCUUCCUAGAAAAGAAAUCGUUGCUAAGUGUUUGGCGCAUUCUUACACAUUGCUCGUUGAUGGCUACGAAGAAGCGUUUAAGUUGAGCAAUCAGUACGCUCCUGAGCAUUUGAUUUUACAAAUCAACAACGCUGACUCUUACGUGCCUCACAAGAUCGAAAAUGCCGGUUCUGUUUUCAUUGGUGGGUUAUCUCCCGAAUCUUGUGGUGACUACUCCAGUGGUACCAAUCACACCUUACCAACUUAUGGUUACGCGAGACAGUACUCUGGAGUGAACACUGGCACAUUCCAGAAGCAUAUCACAUCGCAAAAUGUCACCGAAGAGGGCCUAAAGAGCAUAGGCAAGGCUGUUAUGACAUUAGCGGCUGUUGAGGGAUUGGAAGCUCACAGGAACGCUGUUCAAGUCAGAAUGGACAAGCUAGGAUUGCACUAA
This is a messenger RNA of Candidozyma auris, 2583 nucleotides long. RefSeq names its product trifunctional histidinol dehydrogenase/phosphoribosyl-AMP cyclohydrolase/phosphoribosyl-ATP diphosphatase (gene HIS4). Bases 1 to 2583 code for a protein of 860 amino acids. The record is from RefSeq and is a predicted model, not a curated record. Lineage: Eukaryota; Fungi; Ascomycota; Pichiomycetes; Serinales; Metschnikowiaceae. Gene Ontology annotation, cellular component: cytoplasm. Gene Ontology annotation, biological process: L-histidine biosynthetic process. The transcript has a single exon. Gene Ontology annotation, molecular function: histidinol dehydrogenase activity; phosphoribosyl-AMP cyclohydrolase activity; phosphoribosyl-ATP diphosphatase activity.